Messenger RNA from Megachile rotundata (alfalfa leafcutting bee), 2489 nucleotides. RefSeq names its product apoptosis-inducing factor 3. NCBI's taxonomy places the organism in Eukaryota, Metazoa, Arthropoda, Insecta, Hymenoptera, Megachilidae. Gene Ontology annotation, molecular function: 2 iron, 2 sulfur cluster binding; oxidoreductase activity, acting on NAD(P)H. Gene Ontology annotation, cellular component: cytoplasm. The record is from RefSeq and is a predicted model, not a curated record.
UUAUCUCGUAAUAUAAGUGCGUAAUAAAAAGUAUAUGACGACUGCACAUCUUAUAUAAAAUAUUGAAUUAGAAAAUAAUAAAAGUACUAAAGAUUUCUAUAUAAUCUUAUUUCUACAGUGUUUAAUUGUAUUUUUGUAUUCAAAUAUUCAUUUGUAUAUGUAAAUGUGUUAGUAUUACAUUAUUACAUCAAACUGUAUCGAUCGAUCUUUUUAUGACAUGAUAGGUGUUCCACAUAUCGAUCUUUACGGACUUUAAUUGUAGAGAGACGAAUCACGUGACAUUACAGAAACCUAAUUAUCUUAAUGUUAUCGUUACAUAUUAUCUACUAAAAUCUGAAUAUUCAUGUAUCCAGAAAGAAACAGGAGUAAAAUCCAUAAGGAAAUCUAACUUUCCUUUAGACUUAUUCAAAAUAUCUUUACGCAUAUAUACGGCGGAGGAAUGACAGAGUUAAAAUCUGACAAGAAGAUUCAUAUAUGCAGUGAGUGCAACAAAACAAAGCAAGAAAUUAGAAGAAUAUAUAAUAGUUCCGAAUGUUGUUGUAGUUGUAAACCACAAAAAUAUGACUACGUUGAAGGUGUGGUAUGUAAAGAAACGGAUAUCAAAGAAAAUGAAAUGAAAAUAUUACCACUUGGAGAAGAUGGAGGAAAAGUAUUAUUAAUUAAGCAAAAGGGAGAGCUACAUGCUAUUGGUACAAAAUGUACGCAUUAUGGAGCUUUACUCCAUACAGGAGCUCUAGGAGAUGGAAAAGUAAGGUGUCCUUGGCAUGGUGCCUGCUUUAAUAUAAAAACUGGAGAUAUAGAAGAAUAUCCAGGAUUAGAUUCUUUGCCAUGUUAUCAGGUAAAUGUGGAUGACUCAGGCCUUGUACGUGUAAAAGCAAGGCGUAAAGAUUUAGAACUCAGUAGGCGGGUAAAAGAGAUGUCCAAACAAGAUUCGAAUAAUCAGCAAACUGUUGUAAUCGUUGGAGGUGGACCUGCAGGUGUAACUUGUGCUGAAACUUUACGACAAGAAAAUUUUACUGGAAAUAUUAUCAUGGUUUGUAGGGAAAAUGCAGUUCCAUAUGACAGAGUAAAAGUAUCCAAAGCUCUUGACUUUGAUGUUGAAAAAGCAGCUUUGAGACCACGGUCAUUUUAUAAUGACCAUGACAUUCAACUAAAACUGGGUAUUGAGGCUACAGGACUAAACACAGAAGAAAGUACUGUUCAGUUAAGCAAUAACGAGAAAUUAACAUAUAAUUAUUUAUUUCUUUGUACUGGAUGUAAGCCUAGAAUGCCAAAUAUACCUGGUUCUACAUUAUCCAACAUUAAUGUGCUGAGAGAUUUCACUGACUCUCAGGCUGUAUAUUCUAAAUUAGCACCCGAUAAACAUGUUGUAGUACUUGGCUUAGGCUUUAUUGGUAUGGAAGCUGCUGCAUAUUGUAACGAUAAAUGCGCAUCUGUUACCGUUGUAGGAAGAGGUAAAAUACCUUUUCAGGCAGUUCUUGGAACAGAAAUCGGUGCAAGAGUUAAAGAAGAAUUUGAAAGGAAAGGUGUGAAGUUUAUGUUUGAUAACAGCAUCGAACGAUAUAUCGCAAAAGAAGACGCGGCAAAUACUGUAGGUUCAGUGGUACUUACUGAUGGCAGCGUCCUUCCUGCCGAUAUAGUUAUCAUUGGAAUUGGUUCUACAUUUUACACAGAUUGGAUAAAAGGUUCUUCUAUUGAGAUGUUAGAAGAUGGCACUCUAAGAGUAGAUAAGUACUUAAAAACAAACGUGGAAAACGUAUAUGCUGGCGGUGAUAUAGCAUAUGCACCAAUAUUUGGUUUAGACGAUAAGUUUGCAGCAAUAGGUCAUUUUUCGUUAGCGCAAUAUCAUGGAAAAGUAGCAGCGUUAAAUAUGUGCAAUAAAACUACAGAAUUAAAUUCCAUACCAUUUUUCUGGACAAGCCUUUUCGGAAGAAGUUUCAGAUACGCGGGAUACGGAUAUCCAGAUAAGAUCAAAAUUUAUGGUAAUUUGGAGAAUUUGGAAUUUUUCGCAUAUUACUUUAAGGAUGGUCAGGUAAUUGCGAUGAGUAGCUCGGGAGCGGAUCCCGUCGUAGCAGAUUUUGCGAAUCUGCUUCAUGAAGGGCAAUCCUUGACAGAAGCGGAAAUUAAUAAAAAUCCAUUUGGUUGGAUAAGAAACAAACCAAAAGAUUUCCAAACUCGAUUUCAAACCAAUUCUAACAACUGAAUGAAACCAAUGAUAUUGACAACAUAAUAAGUGGAAACUUGAUGCAGAAAAAGUUUAUUCCUAACCUAUUUUUAUUACUUUGAUAUGACAAAACUUAAGUAUACUUAUUUUUGGUAUUUAUAUCACAUUAUAUUUUCGUACAACAUACUUUACAUGUGCAAUAAAUAUAAAGAUUUUACUAUAACAUUAAAACACAGGAUAACAUAAAUGAUACUGGCAAAUACAAUUUCUUACUAAUUUUUUUUCGCACUUUGUGAGAGGGAACUUCCAAAUACAUGUGUUUUGA